Molecule: messenger RNA, 834 nt
Organism: Nelumbo nucifera (sacred lotus)
Lineage: Eukaryota; Viridiplantae; Streptophyta; Magnoliopsida; Proteales; Nelumbonaceae
Source: RefSeq, a predicted model, not a curated record
AUGGGUGAUUAUCUUCUAAAGAUCAAGAAUAUCUCAGAUGCAUUGGCUACGGCUGGAGAACCCCUAUCUGAAUCUGAUCCCAUAUAUCAAACAUUGGAGGGAUUGCCAAGUGACUUUGAGCACUUCACUACUAUUGUACUUACCAGACUUGAUGGUUUCUCAUAUGAUGAACUGCAAAGCCUACUACAACAAGAAAUCAAAAUGCUGAGAGCAUGCAACAAGAUUACAGACUUCAGCCUUGAUGCUUCAACCCACCUUACUUCCAAGGGAUGGACAUUCAAGAACAAUAAUCAGCCUAGUCGACCACCUCUUAGUGACAAAGACAGUGAGUACAGAGACAAAUCACCUAACAAGAGCACUAGAAGAUACAAAGAGAGCCCAUGCCAGAUCUGUAAUCGUCCUAAUCACUUAGCUCUCACCUGUAAGAGUUGCUUUGAUUCCUCCAUCAAAUAUAUACCUCGGAAACCUUCAACUUAUAUGUCAGAAAUUGUAACCUCACCUCCCUUAGCAGAUCACUCAUGGUAUCCUAAUUUCAGUGAUACUCACCAUGUCACUAAUGAUCUCAACAAUCUGAAACUUCACAAUAUUGAAUAUAUAGGACCUGAACAACUGCGAAUAGGUAAUGGUACAGGUUUGAAUAUACAUCAUAUUGGCACCACUUCUCUCUCAAGUUUUGAUAAAAAUCUAGUUUUGCAUGACACUCUUCAUGUGCUAAAUAUUAUUAAAAAUCCUCUCUCUAUUGCAUACUUCACAUCUGAUAAUGACGUGUUUCUUGAAUUUCACCUUUCUCAUGUGCUUGUAAAGGAUCGAAAGUCAAAGAAGGUUAUUCUUUAA